Messenger RNA from Sphaeramia orbicularis (orbiculate cardinalfish), 2377 nucleotides. RefSeq names its product potassium inwardly rectifying channel subfamily J member 10a (gene kcnj10a). Gene Ontology annotation, molecular function: inward rectifier potassium channel activity. Gene Ontology annotation, biological process: potassium ion import across plasma membrane; regulation of monoatomic ion transmembrane transport. The record is from RefSeq and is a predicted model, not a curated record. The transcript has 6 exons. Gene Ontology annotation, cellular component: plasma membrane. NCBI's taxonomy places the organism in Eukaryota, Metazoa, Chordata, Actinopteri, Kurtiformes, Apogonidae. The coding region runs from base 536 to 1840 and encodes 434 amino acids.
CAGGGGGGUCCUGGAGGAGUGGACUUUAGGCUGAUUUAACUUCCCUGUGUCUGUACGCACACUGCUCUGUCUCAGCUGCACAUGCAACAAGAAGAAGAAGAAGAAGAAGAAGUGUGAACUGCACUCAUCUGAUUACAUAAUGACCCAAUAACACAGAGCAGCUGGGACCGGUACUGCCAGGACCACAGUGUACGUCUGCGGGGUCACCAACAUCAAGGCAUCCCAUCAAAAACUUCCAUGGUUUUUUUACUCUGAGUUUUUAUUUCUGAAGUAAAAUCAUGACUCCAGCACGAGAAGAUUUCCAAAGACAAACAAUGUGAUGUCAAAAGUAAAUGUCAACAAGUGCACGUCGCUCCAAACUGUACAUUUUCCCCCUUUUUUUUCUUCCUUUUGAAUCCUGAUAGUUGAUGAUUUCGACCUGUUUGCCUUUUUCACAUGGUUUUUGGACAGUGAUAUUCAGUAAAUCCUCCUGUUUUGAGGCUGUGGACAAAGUGAAGUGUUCAAAGUCAACACAAAGUCCAUCACAGCACCAGCUAUGACUUCAGCCACUCCCCCGUCCUCUGAAGGCUCCUCACCACAGAAAGUGUGCCAUUCCCAGACCCAGACCGACGUCACCAAGCCCCUGUUGGGUUCUCCUGGGAGCACCGGAGGUACAGGAAAUGCAGACACAGGAGCCGGAGGGGCCAGCGCUCUGCGAAGGAGGCGCCGCGUCCUCUCCAAAGAUGGACGAAGCAAUGUACGCAUUGAGCAUGUGAGCGGACGAGGGGCGUUGUACCUGCGCGACCUCUGGACCACUUUUCUGGACAUGCAGUGGCGUUACAAGUUCUUUCUGUUCUCUGCUACCUUUGCUGGGACCUGGUUCGUUUUUGGGGUGCUUUGGUACCUGGUAGCGAUGGUACAUGGAGAUCUGUUAGAGUUUGACCCCCCCUCCAAUCACACACCAUGUGUGAUGGAAGUGAAGACACUGACAGGAGCCUUCCUCUUCUCUCUUGAGUCUCAGACCACCAUUGGCUACGGUUUCCGGUGCAUCACUGAGGAGUGUCCUGUCGCCAUAGUACUGCUGAUCUUUCAGCUGGUGAUCACCAUGGUGAUGGAGAUCUUCAUCACUGGCACCUUCCUUGCAAAGGUCGCUCGUCCUAAGAAGAGAGGAGAGACAGUGAAGUUCAGUCAACAUGCUGUGGUGUCAAACCAUGAGGGGCGACCAUGUCUCAUGAUCAGAGUGGCCAACAUGCGUAAAAGCCUGCUGUUAGGAUGCCAGGUGACGGGGAAGCUGCUCCAGACGUCUCUGACUAAAGAGGGUGAGACGGUGCGCUUGGACCAGAGGAACGUCCCCUUCCAGGUGGAUACGUCCAGUGAUAGCCCCUUCCUCAUCAUCCCCCUGACCUUCUACCACAUCAUUGAUGAAAACAGCCCCCUCAGAGCCUGGGCGGCCAAAGGUGGCGGCUGGACCGACCCAGAUCUGGCUGAUUUUGAACUGCUGGUCAUCAUGAGCGCGACGGUGGAACCGACUUCCGCCACCUGCCAGGUUCGUACCUCCUACCUCCCGGAUGAGAUCCUCUGGGGCUACGAGUUCCCCCCUGUGGUUUCCCUGUCGCCCUCAGGGAAAUACGUGGCUGAUUUUGCCUACUUCGACAAAGUAGCCAAAACCAAAACCCCACCCCACUUCAAACAGGCCCUGCCGUCAAGUCCUUCCAUCCAGCCAUCCGACGGUCACACGGGGGGUGGGACAGACCCCGAGAAGAUGCAACUGGAGGAGAGCUACAGGGGUGAGGUGAAGGGGCGAGAGAAGGGGCGAGUCAAAGACAGCAGCCUGUUGAGUGUUCGUAUAAGUAAUGUGUGAACAGGAAGUAGUCACAUAAAGACUGUGCACCACAUUCUUCUAGGCCCAUAUCGGAACUGUGGACCACGUGGCAGGAAAUCAAACCACCAGCGACUACAGAGAUGCACUGCCAAUCUGCAACUGUACGACAAGUCUGUAAAUAUGCCUCCAGUAUCUAAAGGACUAACCUACAAACUUUUACUGGUGAAACUGGUUUUGGACAGGAGGGAUUUUACUGUAACUGGAAGCAUAUGUGUGUGUGUGUGUGUGUGUGUGUGUGCGCCACUAUUUUUUCAUGAAGUGAUGCGUUGACUUCCACAGUGGCACCGUCUUCCAACAGUUGUGCAGUCAGGUAAUGGAAAAUCAAGUGAGAAGUCAUGAGAAAUUUAAGUUUUACAGUUUCUCCUUUUUUUUUAGUCAAACCUGUGUCCAUGAGUCUGCUAAGCUGUACAAUCAGGCCAUAGAUAAGUGUACCAAAUAUUUGCUAUCCUACUUUUAAUUCUAAAUUGGAGAAUUUCUUCAUACAACAAACCGUAUGCAGCAACGUAGCAGGUUACC